This is a messenger RNA of Brassica napus (rape), 4428 nucleotides long. Its product is annotated as formin-like protein 13. Bases 187 to 4107 code for a protein of 1306 amino acids. The record is from RefSeq and is a predicted model, not a curated record. NCBI's taxonomy places the organism in Eukaryota, Viridiplantae, Streptophyta, Magnoliopsida, Brassicales, Brassicaceae. The transcript is spliced from 17 exons.
CGUCAGUAAAACGCGCCAGAAGAAGCUGACCUUCUCCUCUUCCUGGAUACAACACCAUUUUUACAUCUCCUUCUUCCUAACAGAUUUCAAAAAAAAAAAGUAAACACAAAGGUCGUCGAUUCUGUGUCCAACGAGAAGAAGAAGAAGAAGAAGAAGAAGAAGAAGGGGGUUUAGGGUUUUGAUUCAAUGGCCUUGUUUCGCAAAUUGUUCUACCGCAAGCCUCCAGAUGGUUUGCUCGAGAUUUGCGACCGAGUUUUCGUGUUUGACUGCUGCUUCUCCUCCGAUUCUUGGGAAGAAGAGAACUACAAAGUUUACAUGGCGGGAGUAGUCAACCAGCUGCAGGAGCACUUCCCCGAUGUAUCCUCUCUUGUCUUUAAUUUCCGUGAAGUGGGUACUCGUAGCGUGAUGGCUGAUGUCUUAUCAGAACACGGCUUGACCAUAAUGGAUUACCCUCGCCACUACGAAGGCUGCUCUUUAUUGCCUGUGGAAGUCAUGCACCAUUUUCUCCGCUCGAGUGAAAGCUGGCUCUCGCUUGGCCCAAGUAACUUGUUGCUUAUGCAUUGCGAGCGAGGGGCUUGGCCUGUUCUGGCUUUCAUGCUAGCUGCGCUGCUUAUAUACAGGAAGCAGUACAGUGGCGAGUUAAAGACUUUGGAUAUGAUCUACAAGCAGGCUCCGCGUGAGCUUCUUCAGUUGUUCUCGCCGUUGAACCCUAUUCCUUCUCAGUGUCGAUAUCUACAGUACGUGUCUAGAAGGAAUCUGGUCUCUGAAUGGCCUCCUCUGGAUAGGGCUCUCACUAUGGACUGUGUUAUUUUGAGAUUUGUUCCUGAUGUGAGUGGACAAGGAGGCUGCCGCCCAAUCUUCCGGGUGUAUGGUCAGGAUCCGCUUUUUGUUGAUGAUAAAAAGCCCAAGCUUUUGUACUCCACUCCUAAGAAAGGGAAACACCUUAGGGUCUAUAAGCAGGCAGAAUGUGAAUUAGUCAAGAUUGACAUCAAUUGUCAUGUUCAAGGUGAUAUCGUGAUUGAGUGCCUCAGUUUGAACGACGACCUGGUAAGAGAGGUCAUGUUGUUUCGAGUGGUUUUCAACACAGCUUUUAUUAGAUCAAACAUCUUGAUGCUUAACCGUGACGAAGUAGACACAUUAUGGCAUAUUAAAGACCAAUUCCCAAAGGGGUUCAGAGUUGAGCUUCUCUUCUCAGAUAUGGAUGCUGCCUCGUCUGUUGACGUCAUGGAUUUUUCGUGCUUGGAGGAGAAAGAUGGUCUUCCAAUAGAAGUUUUUUCCAAAGUUCAGGAGCUCUUCAAUCAAGUUGACUGGGCUGAUCAGACGGAUGCCACUCGCAAUAUGCUUCAGCAUUUAGCUAUUGCAAAUGCUGUCCAUGAAAGACCAGAGGGGGGGAAUUCAAGCCCAAGACUACAAGGGUUAAGCCCCAAAAGUAUCCAUGAUUUAGUGAAACAGGCAGCAAUGGAUAGUAAUGCAAAGUUAAAAUUGUCUUCAGUGUCCGAGGUUGAAACGGUGGACUCACCGGAGAAACAACCUACUGGUACAGCCAAGAACUUUAUAGCAGAAGAUACGCAUUCUGUCCUUCAGAUAAGUGGCCAGGAUGCAACAAAGUUGUCAGGUCAAGAGUCCCCUUCUCUCAAGCUUGUGCAUCAUUCUGCAACGGUUAAACCUUUUGUGGACGGUUCUGAAUUCUCUGAAAAAGCCGAGGAAAAUAAUGGGAAAGUGGUCUCAUUUGCGUCUUCCACGCCGUCACUACCUCAUCCUACUAUAACAUCGUUGGCUCCAGUAGCAGCACCUCCCCCUCCUUCACCUCCUCCGGUUCCAACUGUUGCUUCUCAACCGUCAGAAAAGUUGCAGCAUUCUGUUGUCCAACCGGCUGAAACAGUUUCACAGGGAAAUUCGUGGGUGUCAUUAGCUGGCUCUACAUUUCAUCAAACAACUCCAAACGAAAAACAUCCCGUGACACUGCCUCCAACUUCUCUUGCAUCCGAUGUUUCUCCUCAGGAGUCUUCUAGAAUAACAAAAUCAUCGUCGGUUCUGCCAUCUGCUACAUUAUCAGCUGGUCCUACCAAACCUUCCCAAGCUGAGACAUCUGGUUCUUUUUGUCCUGCUUCACCUCCAAUAGGAGCUCCCAAUGAUGUGGCUUCACCUCUUGGACAACCGGCUAGAUUACCUCCUCCAGUGUCUAAGUCAGACAAAACACAUGGGUUACCUCAACCGCCACCUCCUCCCCCUCCUACUCCUCCUCCAAUGCAGUAUUCAGAUCAGAACAUAGUCGCUGCAGUUUCCCCUCCUAUACCAUCCCCAGCACCAGCUAUCGCUGCCUCUCCAGUGUCUAACUCAGACAAAACACAUGGGUUACCCCGACCGCCACCUCCUCCCCCACCUCCUUCUCCAAUGCAGCAUUCAGACGAGAAUACAGUCGCUAGAGUUUCCCCUCCUGUACCACCCCCAGCGCCAGCUAUAGCUGCCUCCCCUCCCCCUCCCCCUCCUCCUCCUCCUCCAGCUCCCCCGAUACCACAAUCUCAUGGAAACUCUGCGAUUAAAAGCUCACCUCCUGCACCUCCACGGCCUCCUGCUCCUCCUCCCCCUCCAAACGCACCACCUCCACCAGGUCAGAUGAAGGCACCGUCAGCACCACCUCCACCCCCGUUAGGUCAGAUGAGGUCACCAUCAGCACCACCCCCUCCUCCGAAAUUAGGAACUAAGUCAUCCCCAUCUUCUGGUACUGGUGUGCCUCCGACACCUGCUUUACCAGGUGGGUCUCUUUCAUCAGGAAAAGGGAGAAUGUUACGUGUAAAUUCAAAGAAUACAGCCAAAAAGUUGAAGCCAUACCACUGGUUGAAACUGACAAGAGCUGUUAAUGGGAGCUUAUGGGCAGAAACACAAAUGUCUAGCGAAGCUUCUAAGGCUCCUGAGAUUGACAUGACAGAGCUUGAAAGUCUUUUCUCAUCUGCUCCAGAAGAGGCAGGAAAGUCGAGACUAAAUAGCUCUCGUGGACCUAAACCCGAGAAAGUUCAACUGAUUGAACACAGGCGAGCAUACAAUUGUGAAAUUAUGCUUUCAAAAGUGAAAGUACCUCUGCAGGAUUUGAUGUACUCAGUGCUUAACCUGGAGGAAUCGGCUCUUGAUGCUGAUCAGGUUGAGAAUCUAAUCAAGUUUUGUCCAACAAGAGAAGAAAUGGAAUUACUUAAGGGUUACACUGGUGACGUGGACAAGCUUGGAAAAUGCGAGCUGUUCUUCUUAGAGAUGAUGAAAGUCCCACGAGUGGAAACAAAGCUUAGGGUAUUCUCAUUCAAAAUUCAGUUCCGUUCUCAGAUCUCUGAACUCAAGAAUAGUCUAAGUGUUGUGAACUCCGCAGCAGAACAGAUAAAGAAUUCUGAGAAAUUCAAAAGAAUAAUGCAGACAGUUUUGUCCCUUGGAAACGCCUUAAACCAGGGGACAGCUAGGGGUGCUGCGGUGGGGUUUAAGCUGGACAGUCUGCCAAAACUCAGUGAAACACGGGCGCGUAAUAACCGUAUGACUCUGAUGCAUUAUCUAUGCAAGAUUCUUGCUGAGAAAAUGCCAGAAGUUUUAGAUUUCACGAAAGAUUUAUCCUCACUUGAGCCUUCAACAAAGAUUCAACUGAAGUUUUUGGCGGAGGAGAUGCAAGCUAUAAACAAGGGACUGGAGAAAGUCGUACAAGAACUAUCCUUGUCCGAAAAUGAUGGCCCAAUCUCACAUAACUUUAACAAGAUAUUGAAGGAGUUCCUUCUUUAUGCGGAAGCAGAAGUAAGGUCCUUGGCUUCACUCUAUUCCGGAGUGGGACGAAACGUGGAUGGCUUAAUUCUCUACUUUGGUGAAGACCCAGCUAAAUGUCCAUUUGAACAGGUGGUGUCUACCCUUCUAAACUUUGUAAGGCUGUUCAACCGUGCGCAUGAAGAAAACGGAAAACAACUUGAGGCAGAAGCUAAGAAGAAAGCUGAAGACGAGAAAUCAAAAAUAAGUGAAGUAGAUAAAGAAAGCAGGAAGCCCUUGUCCUUGGAGGAACAAGUUAAGAAGGAGAAAACAAAAAUAAGUGGAUUUGAUAAAGAAACCAAGGAGACACUGGAUGAAGGAACCCCUGCUUGAAAAACUGCUCCUUUCUAUUUUUAGAUGGCAAUGGAAGUAAAACAGUGUAGGACGGGAACGGACCGGCGAAGGUGAGGAGGCUAUGCGGCUUAAACCCAUGGUGUUUCCAGACAAUAUGAAAAGUGCAGCAUUGUCACUUAACGACAAAGCUAACUUGUAAAAUAGGGAGGGGGUAUAAAAUAAUGUAAUUAGAAAACAAUAAACACAACUACAUCAUACAUGCCUGGUCAAAUCUGCAAUAAGCAAUGUUAUUCCCUUCUUUAAAAUUGUACAAGAGGCAAAGUGUCUACUUUUGCAUAUAAUAAGAAAAACUCCUCUGUA